AUGGUGGCAGGUGAAGGCGGCGAACACGCAUCCACACCCACCGCCCCGGGAGCGCAAACCGAAAGCGAGGAGCGCAGCAGCGGGACACUCCGUUAUCCUCACCCGCCACGGGCCCCGCCAGGUGUGCGCGGCUCCAUCGCGCCCGCGGCGUCCCGGCGCACGGCUCACCCCGGCUCGACUUCGCCCGCCGGCCCGGGCCCCGGAAGGCGAAGUUUCUCUCCCGCCCGCGGCGGCGGCCGCUCACGCGCCGCCCGGCUCUCCGCGGGUCCCGCAGCCUGCUCCGGGCGGUCGCGGUCACAGGCGCCGGGCCUCGGGCGAGUCGGGGGAGACCGACGGGAGCCGGAGCCGGGACCUGUCACCUCGGGCAGGAAACAAAAGCCGGAGAAACUCAUGCCUAAACAAGCUAUUGACUUCACAUCUGAAUCGUAUCUCUGAAAGCUCUGCCUUGCUGCCUGUUUGCCAGGCCUGCCCAAAGGAUGGAGAGGGGCAGGCCAGGAUGUUUG
Lynx canadensis (Canada lynx) is the source of this 503-nucleotide messenger RNA. Its product is annotated as bcl-2-binding component 3, isoforms 3/4-like. The record is from RefSeq and is a predicted model, not a curated record. The transcript is spliced from 2 exons. The coding region runs from base 1 to 435 and encodes 144 amino acids. NCBI's taxonomy places the organism in Eukaryota, Metazoa, Chordata, Mammalia, Carnivora, Felidae.